AUGGAAGAUAAUUUUGAGGUUAAUUUAUCCGAAUCACAAAUUUACGAAAUUAUAGUAGGUAAUUCAGAAAAUAUGGAAUCUAAAACAAGUGAACAAUCCAAAUAUGGUGAGGGACAUUGGGAUGGAAUGGUAUCGGUUAGCAAAGUAAUAGAUAAUGUAAUAAAAUUAGUCCCUGUUUUUACUGGGGAAGUCCAGGAAGAAUUACCUAGGUUUAUUGAUGCAUGCGAGUUGGUCGCAUCGACUAUAAUUACGAGGUUACAAGGACAAGCAUAUGACUUAAUAAAAUACGAAGUUAUAGAUACCUGGGAGGAAUUAAAAAAUAUUUUAAAAAACUCGUACGAAAGACCUAAAAAUGCUUCUUAUCUGCAAACUGCGUUGUUUAGUUGUAAACAGCAAUAUAAAGAAUCGGUAGUAGAAUAUGCUAAUAGGUUAAAAAAUUUGUUAAGUCAGGUCUCUAACUGUAGCACGCAAGGAAAAAGUUUACCAGAUGCGUUAAUUAUAAAAAAUUGUUUAAGAGAGCAAGUAUUAAAUGUAUUUCUAGAGGGUAUAUCAGCUUCUAUAAAAGUAAUGGUAAAAAGCCAACACCCUACAACACUAGACUCCGCUAUUCAACAUGCGAUAGUUGAAGAAAAAAAUUUCCUAGCUCAAAUUGAGGGGCGUAGGUUAAAUAAUGUUCGAUUUACGCGGGUACCAAAUGGUAAUAAUUUUAAAAAUAAUAAAUUUAAUAACCCGGUUAAUUCGUCGUUUAAAGGUAGGUGUCAUAUCUGUUCGAAGGUAGGACACUACGCUCGCGACUGUAGAAUGAAUGAUAGAAAUAGAAAUAGAAAUAAUGUAAAACAAACUGUAGUAGAGCAUACUUACGUGGUGUGCGAAUAUUGUUCAAAAGGGGGUCAUACAAUAGAGAGAUGUUUUAAGAAAAAGAAUGCAGAAAAUAGAAGAAAAAAGAGUCUAAAUAAUAAUACUAGUGACCCAGAGACGAGUUCAAGUAGUUCUAGUCAACCAAGGGAGAAAAGUUUUCCAAAAGAGGUUGGAGAUUUAAGAAAACCGCAUGAUGUAAAAUUAAUUACUGUAGAAAUGGAUGGGAACCAUAUUAGGUGUGAGUCGCCGAAUUUUAUAGAUCCUUGUGCAGAGUUUUUGUUAGACACAGGAAGUAGUGUUAACAUUAUUAGUUUAAAAAGCUUAACUGAUAACACGAAGUUAAUACCUGGGGAAAACGUGUACUUAAGAGGGAUCAAUGCUGAAUUGGUAGAAACCAUAGGCAUAGUAGAGAUACCCAUCAAAGUAAAUAGAAUUGAUUUGGGUAUAAUAAAAUUUUAUAUAGUUGAUGAAAGGGUUCCAUUCUUAAAAGCGGGUAUUUUGGGGCAAGAAUUCAUGAAGGAACAAGGCACAAUUAUUAACAUAAAGAAUAGUACUAUUUCGUUCUGUAGGGAGAAUUCGAUUAAGUUGCCACCAAGGUCAGAAUAUGUAGCAUCGGUUUCAGUAAAUAAAAAUAUAGUUGAUAGUAAAGUAGCAGUAUUAAUAGAUCGUAAAGAGAUUGCUGAAAAAGUUAUUGUGGGAAAUGUAUUAAAUAUUGUUAAAGAUGGAAAAAUACUGGUUAAUGUAAUUAAUUUAUCUGAGGAAGAAAAAACGAUUAAGCCUCUGAAUAUAAGCGAUUUUGAGUAUGAAAUAUUUAACGAAGAAUUAGUAAUGAGUACGAAUGUUGAAAACAAAAUAGAUAACAAUUACUUGGGGUCAGAUAGGCGUGAUAAAUUGAUGUCUGAAUUGCGUUUAGAACAUUUAAAUGUCGAAGAGAAAGAAAAUGUCAUAUCCAUAUGUGCAGAGUACGCCGAUAUAUUCUAUUUAGAAGGGGACAAGUUAACGAGUACUGAUUCUAUAAGUCACGAUAUAAAAGUGCCUAGUGGACAGUUACCUCUUUAUACGCGUCAAUAUAGGUUACCACAUAGUCAACGGGAUGAAAUAAGUAAGCAAAUAAACCAAAUGAAACGAGAUGGUAUAAUAGAACCCAGUAAAUCGCCUUGGAAUUCACCUAUCUUGUUAGUUAAAAAGAAAUUAGAUGCCACUGGGAAGCAAAAGUAUAGGUUGGUGGUGGAUUAUCGGAAAUUAAACAAUAUUACGGUGGGAGAUAAAAUGCCUUUACCUUUAAUACAAGAUGUGCUAGAUCGAUUAGGUAAUUCUAAAUAUUAUUCUGUAUUGGAUUUGGCUUCAGGCUUUCACCAAAUUCCUUUAAGUACAGUUUCAAAAGAAAAAACUGCGUUCAGUAGUGAUGAUGGACAUUAUCAGUAUACUAAAUUGCCCAUGGGUUUAAAGAAUAGUCCGCCAACAUUUCAGCGACUAAUGAAUAAUGUUUUAUGUAAUUUAGUAGGUAUUAAAUGUCUUGACUAUUUGGACGACGUUAUUAUUUUUUCAGAGNAUUUGGACGACGUUAUUGUUUUUUCAGGGGAUUUAAAAGAGCACAAGAAAAGAUUAAGGGAAGUAUUUAAACGAAUGAGAGAACAUAAUUUAAAAUUACAACCUGCCAAAUAUCAUAAGGCGAAUACUAUCGCCAAAGGUUUCGUAGAAUAUUUCGUGUGUCUACAUGGUAUACCUCAGUCAAUACUUACAGAUAACGGGGCUGAAUUUGUUAGUGAUAUAUUUGUAAAGGUGUGCAAAAUUUUAAAAUUAGAAAAGUCUUUAGCAAGCGUGUAUCAUCCACAAACAAAUGGGGGUUUAGAAAGAGCUCAUAGAACAAUAAAAGAAAUGUUGCGACAUACUGUAGAUAUGCAUGCACAAGAUUGGUGCGAACAUAUACCAUUUGUUAUUUUUGCUUACAAUUCCGCUAUACAUGAGAGUACCCAAUACCAACCAUAUGAACUUUUAUAUGGUAACCCUGUAAAGUUACCCAUAGGUUUGAGUAGAGAAAUAAAAACUGCUAAAUGGUAUCCCCUUGUGUCGAUAAUAAAGUAUAAAAUAACUGGUUUUGAUAGUUCUCGAGGGAGUAGUUGA
Molecule: messenger RNA, 2982 nt
Organism: Daktulosphaira vitifoliae (grape phylloxera)
Lineage: Eukaryota; Metazoa; Arthropoda; Insecta; Hemiptera; Phylloxeridae
Exons: 4
Coding region: 1-2982 (993 amino acids)
Biological process (GO): DNA integration; proteolysis
Molecular function (GO): aspartic-type endopeptidase activity; zinc ion binding; nucleic acid binding
Source: RefSeq, a predicted model, not a curated record